Molecule: messenger RNA, 2339 nt
Organism: Diprion similis
Lineage: Eukaryota; Metazoa; Arthropoda; Insecta; Hymenoptera; Diprionidae
Gene: Ctl1
Product: choline transporter-like 1
Exons: 12
Coding region: 164-2197 (677 amino acids)
Biological process (GO): transmembrane transport
Cellular component (GO): membrane
Molecular function (GO): transmembrane transporter activity
Source: RefSeq, a predicted model, not a curated record
CAGCCGGGCGGAGUGACGAUCUUCAUUCGUCACAACAAAGGCAAGCGGCUGGCAAGUAGUUUACUAGUCCUAAGCGUCAGGCGAGCCCGGGAUUAAAGUCAACAGGCGACUAAGCGAAUGGGCGUUGUAAUUUUCUGGUGCACGAUACAGUGGUGGUGAAAAAAUGUCUUGCUGUUGUGGGGAUGACGAAGAUGAACGCCCUGAACCCACCCGGGUCCGAGGCUGCACGGAUAUUUUCUGGCUAUGUCUUUUUAUUUUGUUUUGGUUUUUAAUGAUAUUGAUAGCAGCGUUCGCAAUGGUUUAUGGUAAUCCAAUUCGUUUGAUCAAUGGGUUUGAUAGCUUUGACAAUACGUGUGGUGUAAAAAAUAACAAAAAGUUUGGGGAUAUGGAAUUGUCUGGGCAAGAUACCAGCGAUAAACCGUACUUGUUCUUCUUGGAUGUGACAAAUUUGAAGGACUCAUUGAAAAUCUGUGUUAAAGAAUGCCCAGAUCGUUACAUGGACACAAUGGAACAGGUUUGCCAGUUCUAUAAAGAUACUGGAUCACAGCUGUGUCAUGAUAGGCCAGGAAGUAAAUUCAGUGCCUGCACCAGCCCGAAUUCAAAAGAUAAGACCGGAGUGUGCCCAGUGCUUCCUGUUUAUAAUAGUACUGUCAUACUGAAUCGCUGCAUUCCAAGAGCUAUAGGGAAAGUUGCAGAGACUAUAGCUUCCAACGUGUAUGGAUUAAUCAAUUCAUGGGAUGCAAUUGAACAAAUUCUGGGAGACUUAUAUAAAACUUGGAGAGAAAUUGUUGCUUUAUCUUUUCUUGCUUUUGUGUUAUCGUUGUUCAUGAUCGCUAUAUUCCAUUUAUUGGCAAGCAUCGUGAGCUGGAUAGUAAUGAUCCUAGUUACAGUAUCCUGUAUUGGUGGUACCGGUUUGCUAUGGUGGACAUACAUACGCAUUAAAAUUAGAUUGGAUGAAACAAAUCCUAAUGAGCUAUUAGAAGAGUCCGUACGCAAUGGAAAAGCAUUUCUCAUUUAUUCAAUUGUAGCAACUAUUUUAACUAUCAUUUUACUGUUUCUGCUCUGUUUUCUACGCCAUCGCAUCAGUAUUAUGGCUCAACUGUUUAAGGAAAGUGCAAAAUGUUUAGCAGAACUUCCUGGAUUAUUUUUCCAGCCAUUACUAACAUUUUUAUCACUACUUGUAUUUUUUGCAUUCUGGAUAACUAUAGUUCUCUGCCUCGCUACUGCCAAUUAUCCUGGAUUAAAAAAUGUGCCAAUGUUAAUGACGAAUCAAGUAACUGAUGAAGUGAAAUUGACGACAUCGUCGGGUCAAAACGAUUCUAUUAAUUACAAAAGUCCACAAGGGAUUCUACUAACUGUGAGAAAAUUUUUAGCUUUCACCCUUGUAGAAUACGUUGAUUCUACCUGGGUCAAGUACAUGUGGUGGGUUUACAUUAUCGGAUUAAUAUGGAUUUCCGAAUUCAUAAUUGCUUGCCAGAAUAUGGUAAUUGCUGGAGCCGUUGCUCAUUGGUAUUUCAGAGGAAAAGAUGCCAGUCUUUCCCCAGUCUGUUCAUCCAUGGGUAAACUGGUCAGCUACCAUCUAGGCUCUGUAGCAUGUGGUUCACUAUUGAUCACUAUCUUCAAAGUACCUCGACUCAUUCUUACUUACCUCUAUGCAAAGUUUGAAAAAACCAAGGAAACAUCCCCAUGUGCCCAAUGUGGAUUAAAAUGUUGCAUAUGCUGCUUUUACUGCUUAGAAAAAUUCAUACGGUACAUGAACCACAAUGCAUACACAGUAAUAGCAAUUGAAGGGACACAUUUCUGUAAUGCUGCUAGGAUUGCUUUUACAACACUGGUUAGCAAUGCUUUGCAGAUAGCAGUAAUAAACGGUAUAGGAGAUUUCAUCCUCUUCUUGGGUAAAUGUUUUGUAACUGCAGCAACUGGAAGUGUUGGAUUGUUAUUCCUGAGGCAGGAUCCAACAUUACAUUUUUAUGCAGCGCCAAUUUUUGUCAUCUGCGUAUUUGCGUUCUUCAUCGCACACAGUGUCAUCUCACUUUAUGAGACUGUGAUCGAUACUUUAUUUUUGUGCAUUUGUGAAGACAAAAAUCUACAUGGAGAGAAUGGAAAAUGGCGGCAAUCAGCUCUGGCUAAUAUAGGAUCAGCUAAUCCUAGCAAUAACGGUCAACAGUCACUGGAGUUGUCUCCAAUCAACCAAUAAGUAUUAAAAAGUGUUCUAUUUCUCGUCUGUUCUCUAUUCUACUAUUCUAUUAAGGUAAGUAUUUACUUCCCCAAUGUGAGCUGAGAUAUACAAUUGUUACAAUAUUGGUAUUUAUGGUUUUCAACCUUUUUAUACGUUCUUU